Myotis daubentonii (Daubenton's bat) is the source of this 1066-nucleotide messenger RNA. It is a transcript of the gene CYB561A3, whose product is annotated as cytochrome b561 family member A3. The record is from RefSeq and is a predicted model, not a curated record. Gene Ontology annotation, cellular component: lysosomal membrane. Lineage: Eukaryota; Metazoa; Chordata; Mammalia; Chiroptera; Vespertilionidae. Gene Ontology annotation, molecular function: oxidoreductase activity.
CAGCGCGUCCUCCCGGCCGGCCGUGGUGUGGUCCAGCCGGAGUUUGAUUCCUGCCCCUUCUUGCCGUGAGGAAGUGGCUCUUUAUCUCCGGGUCCUGUGGGCCCAGAGCCCUGGCACCGGCCACAGCAGAGGAGACGCCACUCGGGGCCAGCCCCAGGCCUGCGGGGCGCCCUGUGUGCUGCCAGGAGCCUGCCCGGAAUGGCCGAGGGACGCUUUUACCUGUCGGUCCUGGCGCUGUCCGCCCUGGGCUCCGUGUGUGUCCUCUUCACCGUCUAUUGGAUGUGGAGCUGGCACGGUGGCUUUGCCUGGGAUGGCAGCAUCCUCACGUUCAACUGUCACCCGGUGCUCAUGGUGGCCGGCAUGGUGGUGGUCUACAGCGCUGCGUCGCUGGUGUACCGCCUGCCCCAGUCCUGGGUGGGGCCCAAGCUGCCCUGGAAAAUCGCCCACGCGUCCCUGCACCUGCUGGCCUUCGUGCUGACCGUGCUGGGGCUGGUGGCCGUCUUCAGAUACCACAACAACAAGCACAUCGCCCACCUCUACUCCCUGCACAGCUGGUUGGGCAUCACCACCGUGUUCUUCUUCGCCUGCCAGUGGCUCCUGGGCUUUGCCGUCUUCCUGCUGCCCUGGGCGUCCCUGUGGCUGCGCAGCCUCCUCAAGCCCGUCCACGUCUUCUUCGGGGCCGCCAUCCUCGCUCUGGCCCUGGCGUCCGUCAUUUCCGGCAUCAAUGAGAAGCUCUUCUUCAGCCUGAAGAACGCCACCAGGCCCUACUCCAGCCUGCCCGGCGAGGCGGUCUUUGCCAACGGCACCGGCAUGCUGGUGGUGGCCUUCGGGCUGCUGGUGCUCUACGUCCUGCAGGCCUCAUCCUGGAAACGCCCGGAAGUGGGGAUCACGACCGAAGGACAGCCCCUGUUGCGUGAAAGGGAGUGAAGCGAGAAGGGAUGCAGGAGCGGUCGGGGUGCGUCUGGACUCCCUCAGCACCUCUGCUCUACCUGGGGCUCCCGGCGGUUUGCCGAGCCCCCACCUCGCCCGCCCUGUGGGCUGCUCUCUCCGCCACGUGCUGCCUACG